AUGCGAGAAUAUGGCAAUACUUCGGAUUCUCAAAUACUCGACGCUGGUUAUGUUGAUGCAGACGAAGAAAUGCCUGAGGCCGAGCGUGAUCUUGCAGAGGACGCACAAUGGAAAAUAAUUCAGAAAAAUACUUUUACUAGAUGGACAAACGAACAUUUAAAAAAGGUCAAUAUGGUCGUCGAGGAUUUGGAGUCUGACUUUUCUGAUGGCCUUCGGCUAGUUGGCUUGGUCGAGACACUUUCUGGACACAAAUUCAAAUACGUAAAUAAGAAGCCGAAUUUUAGAACACAAAAAUUGGAAAAUGUAACGUUGGUGAUGAGGUAUCUGGAGGAACAUGAAGGCCUUCGUUUGAUCAGUAUAGGUUUGUUGUGGAUAAAAGAAAAUAUUUCACUUUUAACUUUUAGACAGUAG
Molecule: messenger RNA, 411 nt
Organism: Protopolystoma xenopodis
Lineage: Eukaryota; Metazoa; Platyhelminthes; Monogenea; Polystomatidea; Polystomatidae
Source: the annotation of a GenBank genome assembly